This is a messenger RNA of Miniopterus natalensis, 2725 nucleotides long. The record is from RefSeq and is a predicted model, not a curated record. NCBI's taxonomy places the organism in Eukaryota, Metazoa, Chordata, Mammalia, Chiroptera, Miniopteridae.
CUUCGACUUUUGCGGACGGACCCCUGAGGUCGCGCUUCGCUCAGCAUGGGUCCCAAAGCAAAGAAGUCUGGCAACAAGAAGAAAAUCACCAAAGCUGAACGACUGAAGCUGCUACAAGAGGAGGAAGAGAGGCGGCAAAAAGAGGAAGAGGAAGCCCGUGUGAAAUAUGAAAAAGAAGAACUGGAAAGACUUGAACUGAAACGAAUUGAGAAUGAAAAAUGGCAACAACUUGAAGCAAAGGAUCUAGAAAGGAAAACUGAAGAACUUGAAGAACUUGAUUUGUUAGAGGGGUGUUUUAUCGAAGCAGAGAAACUGAAACGAGAGAAGAGAUUGCUUUCUCAGUGGCAACACUACACUGGGUGUGAUGGGAGUCCGGACCCUUUAAUAGCCCAAGAAAUUAAUACUUUCAUUAGCUUGUGGAAAGAGGAAACAAAUGAGUCCUUUGAGGAAGUCAUUGCAAAGAGUAAACUAGUGCUACAUUUAAUUGAUAAAUUGAAAAUAAUUUUAUUGGAAACUCCGCCAUAUGAUUUGCAAGAUAAAAAUAUAGUGCAGUACCAAGGGUCAAUUCUGGAACUUCAGGAGCUCCUUCAUCUUAAGUUUAACACAGCCACAGAACUACUCCUCAGACAAGCUAGUACUUUAGCAGAUCUGGACACUGGAAAUAUGGAAAAAGUCAUUCAAGAUGAAAAUGUUAUCCUAUAUGUGUGGGCAAACCUCAAGAAGAAUCCAAGGCACAGAAGUAUCAGAUGCUCUGAAAUACAAGUUGGAUUUGAAAUUCCAAGGAUAUUAGCCACAAGUGACAUUGCUCUACGGCUCCUACAUACUCACUAUGAUCAUGUCUCGCCACUGCCCCCUGUUCCAACACUAUCACAAGUACAUAUUCCCUUGGUAUCUCCCUCUGUCCAAGAUGAAGUGAAGAAUGUAGAAGCAGCAGUCAGCAAAGAGAUCCAAGAAGAGUAUAAACAACCAGAAAAUGAGUCUAGCACAGUUCAGGAGGAAGAAAUAAAGGUUGAAGAACAAGUUGAUAUUGUAGUAAAAGUGUGUUUAAUCCAGGAAAAACCUGAAGACCCACAAUGUGAAUUGGAGACGAAAUUAUUAAGUGAAACAGUUUCAUCAGCACAGUUGUUGCUGCUAGAGAAUGCUCCUGAAAGGAAACAUUUCCUUGAAGACAAUGAGGUUGAUAUCUACCAAUUCACAAAUCUGGGUGGAGUAUAUCACUUGGAUAUUUUGGAGCUUCCCCCACAAUGUAAACCAAUGAAGGGCUGGAUGAUUAUGGAAAUACUCAAAGAUGGAUUACAGAAAUAUAUAUAUCCUCCAGCAACUACAGAAGACUAUGAAACAGAGAGCGCUUUCCCACCCAUAGAGGUGACGCUCGAAGUUUAUGAGAACGUGAUCUUUUUUGAGGAUCCUAUGGUUGUAAGGUGGGAUGCGGAAGGUAAACACUGGAAAACUGAUGGCAUCAGUAACGUAUCUUACAAAUCAGAAGAGAGACUUAUAACAUUCAGCCUAGAGACUCUGGGCCCUGUUACCUUGGUUCAAGACACUCAUAUUAACAUGCCGUACCUGUCAUGGGAACUAAGACCACUUGAUGUGAAUAAAACACUUUUGACUGUGACUACAAUAUUUAUGGAGAUUCAAAUACAAAUUAAGAAAGAUGUCUGCAUGUUAGCUUCAAUCAAACUAAAGUACCAAGAACAUUCCUCUAUCUUGGAAGGAAAAUGGAUGACUCUUACUUCUUUCAUUAUUGCUUUGAAAGAAGCUGGACUGAAUAUCUUCCCUACUGAACACUCUCAUUUUUAUGUUGCUACAAACUAUAAGCUACCUUUGGUAGAAAUGAAAGCUUAUCGACAAAUGGCCCUGCUAUGUUCUGCUUUUGCAUUUGGUUGGAGCAAGUGGAAUAUACAAUGUGGUUCUAAAAAAGUUAUAUUUAAGGUGAGCGAACACCUUACUAAAGAAGAACCUAUUCAGAAUCCCAACUGGACCCUUUUAAUGUUUAAUGGCAACCGAGCACAAAGGCUCAAGAUUGACGAGGGCAGUGAGGCUUUCUCUGAAGCCCUGAAAGAGGAGACUGAGUUUCAUUCUACUCUCUACCACAUGGUUAAGGAUUUUGCUUCCGAAGCAGCAAUGGAGGAAGUGAGGAGCUCCGACUGCCAGUAUAUUAACUCUGUGUGCCACAUGCUACUCUUGACUAGAUUACUCAGUUAUUCUUAAUCUCUGGUGAUGACUUUUAUUCAAUAUGAAGAAUCGAGCAACCUGGGGGAAAAUCAGGUAUUUCCUCAGUAAAAUGUAACAAGUGAAUAUACUUUAAACAUGCUACUAAAAUGAUCUAACCAGCAUUUUAUACGCAAAUCUUAGUUUUUUAAAUGUGGGGUUCUUUUGCUAUGGACUGCUGGCCCACUGAGAUUUAACAUUCACUCUAUGAAGAUUUAAUGAUUCUUUAUUUCAGUACAUUUUAACAAACUAUAUAACAUCUCCUCCUCAAAAAGCUCAUUAAAAGAUCAUGGGGAGAUAAUCACAAAAAGAGGGAAUUUAAAAGUCUUAGUCAUUCUGAGAACCUCUGGUUCCAGGCUAUAUUCUCCCAGCUAAAAGUUACUAAUUUACAAAAUUCAGAUACUGAAACUUUAAAAAUUAAGAUACACACAUUAGGACGUGUUACAGUCACACUGGGGGUGGCCCGUUGUGUCGGAGUCUGGUAAAGGGCCACAGGAUAUGUUCUAGAGACAUC